Brienomyrus brachyistius is the source of this 1611-nucleotide messenger RNA. RefSeq names its product heat shock protein family, member 7 (cardiovascular) (gene hspb7). The record is from RefSeq and is a predicted model, not a curated record. Bases 620 to 997 code for a protein of 125 amino acids. Gene Ontology annotation, cellular component: nucleus; cytoplasm. Gene Ontology annotation, biological process: heart development. Lineage: Eukaryota; Metazoa; Chordata; Actinopteri; Osteoglossiformes; Mormyridae. The transcript has 3 exons.
ACUCUCAUCCACUCCAAGUCCUCAUUGCACAGAACUUUUCCAGUCACUAACAGUCUCUCUUUUUCUUCUUACGUGAUAAAUAUAGCACUCAGAUAUCUUACAAAAACUCCCAGAGUACACACACACACACACCCAUCCUCUCUCUCUCUUACUCAACUCACAAAUAUCGGUUAGAAGCUCAUCAGUCACACAGACAAUAUAAAAGCAUGACAGACUGACCUUGUCUGAGGACACACUGUAAGCUAAGGGAGAGGGACAAACACGGCAAUAGAGACAGGAUAAAAAGAGAAGGAGAGCCGGACAGAGAGAAAAGAAAGAGGGAGGUCGUGAAGGCAGCCCUGGAGAACAAAGAGAGGAGUUACCAAGUCCAGUGGAGUUUAUUCUGAGCUGAGUCUUCUUGGAGCCAUUUGGACCAGAUCAGAAAAGCGUCAUCUCAGAGUGAACUCCUCACCUGCCUGUCACCUCCACUGCAAAACAUCUCUCCUUCUCAAGCACCACAGGUGGACUGCAUCUUUAAACCAUUACUGCAACCAACUCCUCUGCGUUUCGAUCGCAGCACAGUUUCUACCUGGCUUCUUCCUCCUUUUCUUCUUCCUCGUCAUCGUCUACCACACCGUACAUGGAGAAGGGCAGAGGAAUCUUUGCUGGGGACUUUGGGUCUUUCAUGCGCCCACCUCAUCAGGACACGCUGGGCUGUACAGGAACUGCAGGAAAGAUCAGGACCAUGGGAGACACAUACUUGUUCACUGUAGAUGUCAGUGACUUCUCACCAGAGGAUGUCAUCGUUACGACCUCAAACAACCAGGUUGAGGUCCGGGCCGAGAAGCUGGCAGCAGACGGCACAGUGAUGAACACCUUCACUCACAAGUGCCAGCUACCAGAAGACGUAGACCCCACCUCAGUGAUGUCAUCGCUUGGCAGUGAUGGUGCCCUGACGGUUAAGGCCCGGGCCAAACAUGAGCCUAUUCAGACCUUUCGCACUGAGACAAAAAUCUGAAGUCCUGCUUCGUAUUCACAUCACCCCUUCCCAAAGCCCCUGCACUUAUUAAUUCCCUCUUCACACUAAGCCCACUCCCAAUGUCCUGCUUACUUAUCAUCAUCUUCUACAGCAAAUCGUCGUACUACUGCCUGGUCUUGUCUCAUAUACUAAGGGUUACAAACUUCAGCCUGGAGAGCCUCACUCUGGCUGGCUUUGCUAUUUUUUAUUGGUCACUGUUAAUUAAGAUAGAUAUCCUCGGAUAUUAAACUCAUAUUAAGGAUAACUGGACAGAAAUGCUCAAGUGUAAUACAGCAUCUGCUUCAGUGGAUUAAGGUCUUACUCAUGAUGGUCCAUAGAAACAUGUAGCUACAGAAAUUAACAUUUAGAAAGUUUAAAGGUUGCAUGUUACUACAGAGUAGACCAAGGUCAGACCAGAAGUGGCACCUACUUUUAUGCUCGGUGCCCCUGGAAUAUUUAAGGACUUUGUUCAUCCAAAUCAGUAAUGAUGAUACUCAGAACUGAAAUAAAGAAAAAGCCAUAGAUUACCCAUGUAUAUAACUUUUUUCUGUAAACAAAAAAAAGUUUGUUUCUUUUUGGAACAAUUCAGUCCUCAUAUUAAACAGCUGAAAAUA